UCGAGGCGGCCUGGCGGCCACGGCACACCAGUCCGUGCUCCGCCACUGGCCUGCUCGUACGCCAGCUCGCGGGUGCGUCCGCGAACCACGGCACGCCACGCGUCACGGCGGCGGCCUCUCGUCACGGCAGCGCACCUACAGUGUGACGGCGGCGGCCUCUUCUCGCGGCAGCGUCCCUACAUUGUGACGGCAGCGGCUUCUAGCCACGGCGGCGUCCCUACAGUGUGACGGCAGCGGCUUCUAGCCACGGCAGCGUCCCUACAGUGUGACGGCAGCGGCUUCUAGCCACGGCAGCGUCCCUACUGUGUGACGGCGGCAACCUCUCGUCACGGCAGUGUCCCUACAGUGUGACGGCCGCGGCCUCCCGUUACGGCAGCGUCUCUACAGUGUCAGGACUGCGCGAGGACCGCGUCACAGCGUGACGGCAGUGCCACGGCGCCGUAGCGCGGCGUGCGGAUAUGGUGCACCAGCCCCGGGCCUGGCCCAGCGCCCCAGUCACAGAUCUCCGAUGACGUCAUGACGUCCAACGCGAUCCGGGGCAUCCGCCGCAAGAAGUCGUCCCUGUCGGAGGUGAAGGUGGCCGUGCUGGGCGCGCCGGCCGUGGGGAAGAGUGCGCUGACGGUGCGGUUCCUCACCAAGAGGUACAUCGGCGAGUACGACCACCAGUCAGAAAACCGUUACAAGUAUGAAGUGCUCGUGGAUGGAGAACCCAUCCUGUUCGAGAUACUCGACACCUGUCCGAAGUCGGAGGAAGACACCCCGGCGUGCGAGUCGCUGCAGUGGGCCGACGGCUUCCUGCUCGUGUACUCCAUCACGGACCGGCGCUCCUUCAACUACGUGCGGCGCGUCAAGCAGCAGCUCCCCGGCGACACGCCGCUCGCCCUGGUGGGCAACAAGGGCGACAUGGUGCACCUGCGGCAGGUCAGCACGGAGGAGGGGGAGAUCCUCGCCAAGGACUACGACUGCUGGUUCUCGGAGCUGACGGCGGCCGAGCAGGUGUCCCAGGUGGCCGAGGCGUUCCACGAGCUCUGCAGGGAGGUGCUGAACGCGCGCCGCGUCCGGAACAAGCAGUCCCUGCUGGACCGCAUGCUGGGCACCAAGUCGCCCAACAUCCGGUCCUACGCCAGGGGCAAGAGCGACUCCGCCCUCCCCCGCGAGUAGCCCCGCCGGACCAGUGGCGGAUCCAGAGCCGGCCUCGCGGGAUGGGGGGGGGGGGUGGGAAAGGAGCACUUUUGGCCUUCUAACAGUGGCAAAGUGGUCCCCCCCCUCUGAAUCCGCGCUUGCGCUGGCCUCCGCGAUGAUGGGUGUCGUCGUCGCGGUGCAGCCACCGCGGCACCGCCGCACCGCGCCCCAGAGGGCUGAACGGCCGAAGGGCUGAACGGCCGAAGGGCUGAACGGCCAAAGGGCUGAACGGCCGAAGGACUGAACGGCCGAAGGGCUGAACGGCCGAAGGGCUGAACGGCCGAAGGACUGAACGGCCGAAGGGCUGAACGGCCGAAGGGCUGAACGGCCGAAGGGCUGAACGGCCGAAGGGCUGAACGGCCGAAGGACUGAACGGCCGAAGGGCUGAACGGCUGAAGGGCUGAAGAGCUGCAGGCGGCUGCAGGGCUAAAGAGCCGGUGAGGGCCGAGGGCUCGGCCGCGCCCUAUGUCCCUGUCCUCGGCCGGGCACUUGGCCGGCUCGGCACGGGUCCAGGUGAACAUUACUCCGAUAUGUAACUCGAGGGUGUCCAUGGUGCGGCGCCGCCACGCCACGCCCGCAGUGAUGCCAACGAGCUGGCGCGGUGCCGCGCGGACAUGACGACGGCAAGGACCGCGAAGCAGGCGAAGCGAGCCCAUAUGUGUGCGGCAGCGGGCAGCACGCCACUGUGUAAAGCUGCCGCCCGUGCUGCCGCCAGCAUCGAUGCCAAACGAUCGCCGGUCAUACGGCGAUGAUGCCUCUGUGUUAUUUGUGGACGUGUAUAUGCGUGUGUUUUUAUGUGGAAUAAAAUGCGAGGUUUGUGUUGUCA
Molecule: messenger RNA, 2008 nt
Organism: Thrips palmi
Lineage: Eukaryota; Metazoa; Arthropoda; Insecta; Thysanoptera; Thripidae
Product: ras-related and estrogen-regulated growth inhibitor
Exons: 6
Coding region: 517-1161 (214 amino acids)
Molecular function (GO): GTPase activity; GTP binding
Source: RefSeq, a predicted model, not a curated record